AUGGCCAAUCUUGAUCUGACCAAGAACAUGAAGGACGAGGAGAAGCUAUACAGGUAUAAGGGGGUUCUCUAUCCUCUCAUUAUAAGCCCGGAGGAAAACCUCAGAGCUCUUGAGAACUUGGAGGCACGGAGUGAAGAUAUCAUGCUGGUGGCCUAUCCAAAAUGUGGGUUCAACUGGAUGGUUGCAGUGCUGGGCAAAAUCAUAUCUGCUGCCACAAGCAAGAAAGUAGAAUUCCAGUUUCCACCUCUCAUUGAAUUCUAUGGACCAGUGAGGCAACAGUCCCUUCAGCAGGUCCCAUCUCCAAGACUACUGGGAACCCACUUGCAUCCUGAUAACAUUCCAGCUUCUUUCUACAAUAACAAAAGCAAGAUGCUGGUAGUUUUCCGCAACCCAAAAGACACCAUGGUGUCAUAUUAUCACUUCUCCAAUAAAAAUCCGGUUUUGCCAACUGCACAGUCCUGGGAUCACUUUUACACAGACUUCAUGAGUGGCCAAGUUCCAUGGGGCUCCUACUUCGACCAUGCGCUCGCCUGGGAGAAGCGUAUCGAUGACCCGAAUGUCAUGAUCAUCACAUUUGAAGAACUUAAGCAGAACCUCAGUGAAGGUGUUCGGAGGGUGGCAGAUUUCUUCGGCUUCACAUUAACCGAUGACCAGAUUCAGACCAUCACUGAAAACAGCACCUUUGAUGCGAUGAAAAAAGGCUCAAAGGAAUCCCAUGGCCAGAUAGGAAAUAUCUUUUUCAGGAAAGGUGAAGUUGGUGACUGGAGAAACCACUUCAGUCAGGCCCAGAGUGAAGAAAUGGAUGCUGCGUUUGAGAAGUAUCUUCGAGGGACGAAACUCGGAGCCAGACUAAAUUAUGACGUGUAUUGCAAGUGA
Messenger RNA from Trichomycterus rosablanca, 876 nucleotides. Its product is annotated as sulfotransferase 6B1-like. The record is from RefSeq and is a predicted model, not a curated record. The transcript is spliced from 7 exons. Gene Ontology annotation, biological process: sulfation. Bases 1 to 876 code for a protein of 291 amino acids. Gene Ontology annotation, cellular component: cytoplasm. NCBI's taxonomy places the organism in Eukaryota, Metazoa, Chordata, Actinopteri, Siluriformes, Trichomycteridae. Gene Ontology annotation, molecular function: sulfotransferase activity.